CGAGAUAAUUCACAUAAAUGUCAAAGUGCUGCAAUCUCUGUUCUUAUGUCAAUAUUAGACAACUCUAAACCUUUCUUGGCAAUGGCUAGUGACCCGUCUUCAGGACCGACCCAUCCCUUCAUAUCGUACUCAAAUAAACUUGGGGGCGUGAUAAGAGAGCUUCAUUGCUCACUCCUUGAGUUUAUUUUAAAGGAGAAGAGAGCAACGUUAUUAACACAGGCAGUUAAAUGUUUGGCUAUUUUAGUUUCUAAUACGUCUUAUCACAAACUCACAAGUUCAUACAUAAAACAUAUAUUGUCAUGUCUUGGAUCUAUCAUUUCAAUAAAUCAAACCGAUGUGUCGAUUGCUUGUCUUACCUGCUAUGGUGCUCUUAUUUCACUCUCUCUUCCAUUGGAAGACUCGGGAAAGUCCUCGUUGCCUCGUUGCGAGAUGGAGGCGUGGCUUAAAGAAGAUCUUUGGAUUUUGGAUCAUUGUGUUCAGUUAAUUACGCAACAAGACACAAAGCAGUCGUUAUUAAUGGAAGCCAUUCAAGUCCUCACCGCUCUUGUCAAGUUCUAUUUCCCUCAGAUUAGGCCUAAAUGGAGAGAACUUGCUAACGUUUACUUUGAGCAUUUGGUCAACAAACCAGAGCCGAUCCAGCUUCAUGCAUUAAAGUUUCUUGAUGAAAUUGGGCGCACAUUGGCAACAAGACAAGAUAUGUCUGAU
Messenger RNA from Amphimedon queenslandica, 705 nucleotides. Its product is annotated as HEAT repeat-containing protein 6-like. The annotation marks the transcript as partial. The transcript is spliced from 8 exons. The record is from RefSeq and is a predicted model, not a curated record. Lineage: Eukaryota; Metazoa; Porifera; Demospongiae; Haplosclerida; Niphatidae.